GGGGGCGCGGCGAGGCCGAGGGGGCGGGCGCCGGGCGGAGCCGGAGCCGGAGCCGGAGCCGGGGCGCCUGGAGGCGAUCGGGCCGCGCUCUCCGAGCCCAGAGCGGCGGAGGGGCCGUGCGGCGGGGGUCGGGGCCGGAGCGCGGCCCCGGAGCUGAGGCGGGCCGAGAGGAGCCGUGGCCCCAGCGGCCGGAGCGGCGCCAGGAGCCUCCCCCGGGGCGCCGGGGCCGGGCGGGCCCGGGCCAUGCGCGCCGCUCGCUGAGGCCGAGGGAGGCCGCGAUGGAGGGGCCGGCGGGGGAGUCCCCGGCUCGGGGCUGCGGCCCCCCGCCCGCUCCCGCCCCGGAGAGGAAGAAGAGCCAUCGCGCGCCGUCGCCGGCCCGGCCCAAGGACGUGGCCGGCUGGUCGCUGGCCAAGGGCCGCCGCGGCCCAGGCCCGGGCGCCGCAGCUGCCUGCGGCGCCGCGUCCUCGGCGCGGCCCGACAAGAAGGGGCGUGCGGUGGCGCCCGGGGCGCGGGGCGCAGGCACGCGGGUAGCCGGGGUCCGCACCGGGGUCCGCGCCAAGGGCCGUCCGCGUGCGGGGACCGGGCCGCGACCGCCGCCGCCGCCGCCCAGCCUCACCGACAGCAGCUCGGAGGUGUCGGACUGCGCGUCGGAGGAGGCACGGCUGCUGGGCCUGGAGCUGGCGCUGAGCAGCGACGCGGAGUCGGCGGCCGGGGGCCCGGCGGGGGCCCGCACCGGGCAGCCGCCCCAGCCCGCGCCGGCCGCGCAGCAGCCUCCGCGGCCCCCCGCCUCCCCCGAGGAGCCGUCGGUGGCCGCGUCGUCGGUGGGCAGCAGCCGCCUGCCGCUCAGUGCCUCGCUCGCCUUCUCCGACCUCACCGAGGAGAUGCUGGACUGCGGGCCCGGCGGCUUCGUGCGAGAGCUGGAGGAGCUGCGCUCGGAGAACGACUAUCUCAAGGACGAGAUCGAGGAGCUGCGUGCAGAGAUGUUGGAGAUGCGGGAUGUCUAUAUGGAGGAGGAUGUGUAUCAGCUGCAGGAGCUGCGGCAGCAGCUGGACCAGGCCAGCAAGACCUGUCGCAUCCUGCAGUACCGGCUGCGCAAGGCUGAGCGCCGGAGCCUCCGUGCUGCCCAGACAGGCCAGGUGGAUGGCGAGCUCAUUCGUGGCCUGGAACAGGACGUCAAGGUCUCUAAGGACAUCUCCGUGCGGCUGCAUAAAGAGCUCGAGGCGGUGGAGAAGAAACGGGCGCGGCUGGAGGAGGAGAAUGAGGAGCUUCGGCAGCGGCUCAUUGAGACCGAGCUGGCCAAGCAGGUGCUGCAGACGGAGCUGGAGCGGCCGAGAGAGCAUUCCUUGAAGAAAAGAGGAACCCGCUCCCUGGGGAAGACAGACAAGAAGCCUUCGGUGCAGGAGGACAGCGCCGACCUGAAGUGCCAGCUGCACUUUGCAAAGGAGGAGUCGGCCCUCAUGUGCAAGAAGCUCACCAAGCUGGCCAAGGAGAACGACGGCAUGAAGGAGGAGCUGCUCAAGUACCGCUCGCUCUACGGGGACCUGGACGGCGCCCUGUCGGCCGAGGAGCUGGCGGACGCACCCCACUCGCGGGAGACGGAGCUCAAGGUGCAUCUGAAGCUGGUGGAGGAGGAAGCCAACCUGCUGAGCCGCCGCAUCGUGGAGCUGGAGGUGGAAAACCGUGGCCUGCGGGCCGAGAUGGACGACAUGAAGGAUCACGGCGGCGGCUGCGGGGGCCCCGAGGCCCGGCUGGCCUUCUCGGCGCUGGGCGGCGUUGGCGAGUGCGGGGAGAGCCUGGCGGAGCUGCGACGACACCUGCAGUUCGUGGAGGAGGAGGCCGAGCUGCUGCGGCGCUCCUCGGCCGAGCUGGAGGACCAGAACAAGCUGCUGCUGAGCGAGCUGGCCAAGUACCGCUCGGAGCACGAGCUGGACAUGACGCUGUCGGAGGACAGCUGCUCCGUGCUCAGCGAGCCGUCGCAGGAGGAGCUGGCGGCCGCCAAGUUGCAGAUCGGCGAGCUCAGCGGCAAGGUCAAGAAGCUGCAGUACGAGAACCGGGUGCUCCUCUCCAACCUCCAGCGCUGCGACCUCGCCUCCUGCCAGAGCACGCGGCCCAUGCUGGAGACGGACGCCGAGGCCGGGGACUCCGCCCAGUGCGUGCCCGCGGCCCUGGGCGAGGCCCACGCGCCCCACGGCUCCCGGCUCUGCCGGGCCCGGGAGGCCGAGGCGCUGCCGGGGCUGAGGGAGCAGGCCGCCCUGGUCAGCAAGGCCAUCGACGUCCUGGUGGCCGAUGCCAACGGCUUCACGGCCGGCCUCCGCCCGUAUCUGGACAACGAGUGUGCCGACUUUCGGCUGCACGAGGCCCCCGACAACAACAGCGAGGGCCCCAGGGACGCCAAGCUGAUCCACGCCCUCCUGGUGCGGCUGAGCUUGCUCCAGCAGGAGCUCAACGCCUUCACCCGGAAGGCAGACUCGGUCCUCGGGGGCAACAAGGAGCAGCCAGAGCCCUUCUCGCCGCUGCCGCCCUUGGGCUCCCAGGGGCCCUCCAAGGAGAUGCUUCUGGCCAAAGACCUUGGCUCAGACUUCCAGAUGCAGCCACCUGACCUCAGGGACCUGCCGGAAUGGGAGCCCAGGAUACGAGAGGCCUUUCGCACUGGCGACUUGGACUCCAAGCCCGACCCCAGCCGGAGCUUCAGGCCUUACCGCGCUGAAGACAAUGAUUCCUAUGCCUCUGAGAUCAAGGAGCUGCAGCUGGUGCUGGCCGAAGCACACGACAGCCUCCGGGGCCUACAAGAGCAGCUGUCCCAGGAGCGGCAGCUACGGAAGGAGGAGGCUGAAAACUUCAACCAGAAAAUGGUGCAGCUGAAGGAGGACCAGCAGAGGGCGCUCCUGCGGCGGGAGUUUGAGCUGCAGAGUCUGAGCCUGCAGCGGAGGCUGGAGCAGAAAUUCUGGAGCCAGGAGAAGAACAUGUUGGUGCAGGAGUCCCAGCAGUUCAAGCACAACUUCCUCCUGCUCUUCAUGAAGCUCAGGUGGUUCCUCAAGCGCUGGCGGCAGGGCAAGGUUUUGCCCAGCGAGGGAGAUGACUUCCUUGAGGUAAAUAGCAUGAAGGAGUUGUACCUGCUAAUGGAGGAAGAGGAAUUAAACGCUCAGCAUUCUGAUAACAAGACCUGCACGGGGGACAGCUGGACCCAAAACACGCCCAAUGAGUACAUCAAGACACUGGCUGACAUGAAGGUGACGCUGAAGGAGCUAUGCUGGCUGCUGCGGGAUGAACGCCGUGGUCUGACUGAGCUUCAGCAACAGUUUGCCAAGGCCAAGGCCACCUGGGAGACAGAGCGGGCAGAGCUCAAGAGCCAUGCUGCCCUGAUGGAGCUGAAGGCUGGGAAGGGUGCUGGGGAUCGGGCAGGGCCUGACUGGAAGGCAGCCCUGCAGCGGGAGCGGGAGGAGCAGCAGCACCUCCUGGCUGAGUCCUACAGCGCAGUCAUGGAGCUGACGCGGCAGCUGCAGAUCAGCGAGCACAACUGGGGCCAGGAGAAGCUGCAGCUGGUGGAGCGGCUUCAGGGCGAGAAGCAGCAGGUGGAGCAGCAGGUGAAGGAGCUGCAGAAUCGCCUGAGCCAGCUACAGAAGGCUGCUGACCCCUGGGUCCUGAAGCACGCGGAUCUGGAGAAGCAGGACAACAGCUGGAAAGAGACGUGCAGUGAGAAGAUCCACGACAAGGAGGCUGUUUCUGAAGCUGAGCUUGGGGGAACUGGCUUAAAGAGGACCAAAUCUGUUUCCUCCAUGUCGGAGUUUGAAAGUUUGCUGGACUGUUCCCCCUACCUCGCAGGGGAAGCCGCCCGGGGCAAGAAGCUGCCCAACAGCUCUGCCUUUGCCUUUGUGGGCCCCCAGCCAGUGGACCCAGAGAAGGCUGCCCCGGAACAGCCAGGGCUCUCGCCACGGGACUGCAACCGCCUGGGCACCCUGGGCUGCCAGGAGCCGGCGGGGAGGCAGAUGCAGCGCAGCUACACGGCUCCCGACAAGACGGGCAUCCGCGUCUACUACAGCCCCCCGGUGGCCCGGCGCCUGGGCGUCCCCGUGGUCCACGACAGGGAGGGCAAGAUCAUCAUCGAGCCCGGCUUCCUCUUCACCACAGCCAAGCCCAAAGAGUCGGCCGAGGCGGACGGGCUGGCCGAGAGCUCCUACAGCCGCUGGCUCUGCAACUUCUCCCGGCAGCGCCUGGACGGGGGCUCCGGGGGCGGCCCGUCGGCGGCCGGGCCCGGCUUCCCCGCGGCCCUGCACGACUUCGAGAUGUCGGGCAACAUGAGCGACGACAUGAAGGAGAUCACCAACUGCGUGCGCCAGGCCAUGCGCUCGGGCUCGCUGGAGCGCAAGGUGAAGAGCACGUCCAGCCAGACGGUGGGCGUGGCCAGCGUGGGCACGCAGACCAUCCGCACGGUCAGCGUGGGCCUGCAGACCGACCCGCCCCGCAGCAGCCUGCACGGCAAGAGCUGGACGCCCCGCAGCGCCUCGCUGGUGUCCGUGCGCGGCAAGCAGAUCUCCUCCUCCCUGGACAAGGUGCACUCGCGCAUCGAGCGGCCGUGCUGCUCGCCCAAGUACGGCUCGCCCAAGCUCCAGAGGCGGUCCGUGUCCAAGCUGGACGGGGCCAAGGACCGCAGCCUGUGGAACCUGCACCAGGGCAAGCAGAACGGCUCGGCCUGGGCGCGCUCCACCACCACGCGGGACAGCCCCGUGCUGAGGAACAUCAACGACGGGCUGUCCAGCCUCUUCAGCGUGGUGGAGCACUCAGGGAGCACGGAGUCCGUCUGGAAACUGGGCAUGUCCGAGGCCCGGGCCAAGCCCGAGCCGCCCAAGUACGGCAUCGUGCAGGAGUUCUUCCGCAACGUGUGCGGCCGGGCGCCAAGCCCCACGUCGGCGCCGGGGGAGGAGGGCGCCAAGAAGCCGGAGCCCCUCUCCCCCGCCAGCUACCACCAGCCGGAGGGCAUGGCCAGGAUCCUGAGCAAGAAAGCGGCCAAGGCAGGCGGCAGCGAGGAGGUCCGGCUCUGUGUGCUCCCCCAGGUGGGGAAGGAUGGGGUCCCUCGCGAUGGAGAUGGAGCCACGGUCCUUCCCAAUGAGGAUGCUGUGUGUGACUGUAGCACCCAGUCUCUCGCCUCCUGCUUCGCCCGGCCAUCCCGCUCUGCCGUCCGCCAGUCUCCUUCCAAGUGCAGGCUGCACCCUUCAGAGUCCGGCUGGGGUGGGGAGGAGAGGGCAGCCCCCCUCAGCGAGUGACAGAGCAGCCGAGCUUCCCACCUCAACCAGCCCAGUCCCUGAACAGCUAAAGGGCACCAGCCGAAGGGAACCAGUGGAGAGGAGACGAGGCGAGGGGCCCGUGCCCCCGGCAUCUUUUGCCCUGGAGGGGCAGCAGCUGCACCACUGCCACAGAAGAGCUUUCCCAUCCAGGUAAAGCGGGGUCUCCUGCUGACCGCUGGGUGGUGAUCUCUGACUUCCCAGGGGAAAGCAGCGAGUGGGAGAAAGGCCAAAACUGGGCUUCGGAGCCUCUCCAGAGAGAUCCCUUGGGGGCUGAUCCCUGGGUUGUAAGGGAAGGAGCCUUGCCUGGUUCUGUCCACACCCACUUCUCAGAAGAGCCAAGGAAAGGAUACACUUCCGGCUAUGCCCCUCAGGGAAAAGUGCUCACAGAGAUGUUCCCUGCCAAACACAUCCCUCUUCAUGGGGAGGAAACACCCAUGAGAAGAACAGGCUUUACUCUAGGGCUCACCGUGGGGUUCUUGAUGGAGCUGAGCUGGGCAUCACCCCAUCCCUUUCUUCCUUCCACCACCCCCUUCUCCCAGCCCUGCUGCUCUGGAUGGCCGCAGCUGUAGGGGACAUGAUAGGGCAGUAGCCAGGGUCAAGUAUCCGCUUGGAAUCCUGGAGCCCUGGAUCUCCCUGCCCAUAGCCUGGAAGCAGCAAGAACUAGAAGACGAGGUAGAAGUGUGUGGGGCUCAGGGUCAGGGAGCCACUGGAACUGCCUUUCUUGCCAAGGUGACUUGGGGGGCCCAACCUUCCCAGGAGACUCCUUGAGGACAGAAAUAGGUAGAGUCCAUCUCAAGACCUGGUGCACAGAUAAAUAAAUGCCUAACUGCCCACUGCCUUGAUCGCUGGGGACUCUUUCCCCAGCACCCUGGAGGGGCACCACAUCUCCACUGUGUUUACAUCCUGUGGCUGGUGGAGGGCAAAGAUGUUCCCAGUGAGAGACUCCCAGUUGGCCAGAUCAGGCCGAGGAGCAUUCCAAGAGACGGGUGCCACAGGACAUGGCAACAGACUGGGGCCUGGAAACACAUUUCUUGCCUAGGUUGUUUAUUUGAAUUUUUCUUACUAUAAAUAUUUAAGGUGGUUUUAGUUUAUUUUAAUAAUUUAAUUUACCCCAAAGCCCCUAAGGUAAUUUAUUGGAGGUUGACACAUGUAUUCUCGCCACCGGGACAAUGCAAGGCUUUAACACGACGGAUGGGCACGGGGUCCCCCAUGUGGAUGAAAUAACUCAGCAGCCAAGCUCUGGUCUCCUGGUCAGGUUUGGAGGGCCGCCCAGCAGAGCUGGAGCCCUGCAGCUUGCUCCCCCAAAACGGCUGACCCUUUGGCCUCAGAGCACCACUUUAUACUCAACACCCGGUACUUGCCCAGCCCCCAGCCGUGAGUCUGUAAAUGCUCACAGACAGGGUGGAGGGCUGGACCAACGUCACCACUUCCCAAACAUUUUCCGUUUUCAUUUUCAUUUUCCUCCCUCCCUCCCUCUGACACCUUUUUUAUUUUAAUGAGUCAAACGUGGAUUACUAAGGCUUUAUCAAGAGCACGGAGAGCUCUCCAAGUUCCCUAAGUGAGAACUCGCAGGAAAACAGGACUGAACUUCGAGAGGGUUGUUUAUUGCAGCUUUGCACAUGGAUCUGAGAGUGUCUGCCAGCCUGCCUCAGUUCUCACCAGCCUACCAGCCUUUUCACCAGCCUCUCUCCUUAGCCUUAUGGACUCUCCUAGCUCGUCUCCCAGCCCCAACUGCACUGCCCACCCUUCCCCAUGUCCCAUAUGAGCUGCCUGAGCCAUCGGACAGAUUGCAGCGUGGCUCAUUGCAGUGUGGUGACAGGGGGUGGGGGGUGGGGAUGGGACUCAGAUGGCCUCCCCUUUGGUGCCAGUGAACUCAUUUUAGUUGCACACACGCCCGCACACCUGCGUGUAACUGGCUGGGGGCUCAGAGUGGAAACACCAGGAUAAAGUGGCUUAUCUGUGAAUUCCCCAUCAGAAAGACCAAAAGUGAACAGCUUUGCUGGUUUGCCCCCAGGACUCAGGAGGUGCAUCUGCGCUCCCACCCACCAGCUCCCAGUCUUGCCCUUUCUGGGGCACCUGGACCAGUUACCCAAAUUCCUUUAUCUCUAUUCCCUUUUGGCAGAACUUUGGGGUCAUGUUAGUGCAACCAGCCACUUCCUCAUGCCAUAGUGACCUGUGAGGGCAGAGCGGGCAGGCCAAUGGAGCCGCAGGCCAGUCCCUUCUGGGAUGCCUCUGAUUCCACCCAAGAGGUCAGGGGGCCCCUCCCAGGUUAUCUCCAAGUGAGGGGAUUCACAUAAGGCCACAAGCCACCAGAGGCCUUCUGCCACCUCCCCGAGCUGCAGAGGGCCAGGGAGGCUGUGCUUCUAGCCUUGGGGAGAAAUCCUCGUGAAACCUGAACCCUGCGGACCGCUCAGCCUUACUGUCGUUUUCAUCCAAGAUGUCGUUCUCAUCCAAGAUCGUCCUUGCAUUCUGGUCUUAGUACCUGGCCGCCCAGCCCUCAGCCAGUGUCGGAGGCCUCAGACCUUGGUUUUCAAUAAAGUCCCUUCCUCCUGCCUCUGCAUGCCACUGUGCAAGGUCACUCAUCACUGUUCCUACAGAAGCCUCUGACGUGGGGCUUGAUGGGGUUGAAAAUGUUAUGUGUAAAUAUUGGUUUGGUUUGAUUUCUAGCAUUUUAAUUAGUAACUGGUUAUGUUUUCUUUUUUGGGGUGGGGGGUUGGUUUGUAAAAACUCUCUACUCUCCUGGAAUGUAAUUUCUAAGUUUGUUUGUUUUUUCAAAUGCUUUUUUAAGUCUUGGUAACAUUCCCAAAGCAGAAACUGCCUGGCCCGCUGUGGGGACUCCCCUGGAGCACUGGGUCCCAGGAAGGAACACUGCCCUUUUCCUGUUUCUUCCCCUUCCUGCUACCCCUUGCCUUUUUACUCCUAGCAACUUCCUCUUCCUUCUCUUCCUCCUCCUCUAUCCUUCUUUUUCCUUUCCUUCCAUCUCUAUUCUCUUCAGCCAAAGUCCCAAGGAACCCUGGGGCCCUAAUUCCCUACAGACCCCUAGGCUUGGAUCCAUUGUGUUGGCACCAGUUGGUUGAGGGGAAACGGGAGACUAGUUGGCAUGGUUGACUCCAAACUGGACGAUCUUGUGUUUCUUAUCUCUGAGCUCUUCCCACAGCCAAAUUAGACCCUCCUGGGGGCAGUGAUGUCUGUAUUUGAAAUGAAAACCAAACCACUUUGACACAUCAGUGGUCCCUAGAUCACACAUGCACAAGGCAUCAGUAUCCAAGCCCCUGUCACCCUGGCAGCCCUUUCCCCCCCAAUUUUUUCCCCACCAAAGGCUGACCAAUUUUAAAAACCCCUCCAAGAGGUCUUGCUCAAAACGGCCCCUCCCCUUGGUCUCCCUGGGGACACUCCUCUACCAGCUGCUCUUCCCAGGUGACAAAGUUGAGGGCCCAAGACCUGACCCUCUUACAUUCUUACUGCCAUGUGGCUCCCUUGUGCCUGCCCCCACGCACCUUUCAUGGUUUCAUCCCCUGGCCUGUUCUCCUCUUGCCCAUCCAACUUCCAGGCCCUUCCUGCCUCUCCUCUGCCAUCUAGAAUGCCCCCCCACCCCCCGUGCAGCUUUGCCAGCUUUCCAGCCCCACCAGCCCCCACCCCCAUACACCCCUCCUAGAGCACGUUGCUAUUUAGAAAUUGCUUCCCCAUGCCAUAUCUCCCUCAGACUUCUAAGGGCCAACUCUGGGAGGCAACCUUGGCAAGAUAGGGGUUAGUGCUCCCAUUUUACAGAUGAGGAAACUGAGGUGCAGGUCUCAUCCCAGAGUUACCUAACUGGGAAGUCAUCAAGUUUAGACUGGAACCUGGGUCCACGGGAUUUCCCAGCCCAACUCUGUUCUGCUUGUUGUGUCAACCCACUGCCCUGCUGGGGGCUUUGUGCAGGACACCAGAACGUGCCACUGCCCAGCUCAGACAUAAAACCAGUCCACUCUGAAUCACUGGACUCGUGCAUCCCAGAGGGUGGUGUGGGGACCCCCUGCAUCAGAAUCCUCUGAGGGCAUGCCCAAAAUGCAGCUUCCUGGGCCCCACCUCAUCCUUUGGGCCAGGAAUCUGCGUAUCUAACAAACUCCCAGGGAGAUCCUCAGUACCAGUGGGCACACCAUUGAUGUUCACAGCCCUGAUCAUUAGGCCAUCUUUCUUUUAACUAAAUAACCAUGAUGUUAUAUCUUAAAAAGAGCACUGAGCUGGGCAUUAGGGGACCAGGUCCUCAACCCAGCUCUGAUUUGGGUUAAUUAUGCUGAGAAUUUCCAAAAAGCACCAGAGGCAAUUCACGAUCUUAGUCAUAAGCUUCAGUAAGACAAUAGAAAAAAAGGUCAAAAAGCAAGAGGAAUUAUCAUUCCCAAGAUCUAUCUGGAUGUUAGUCCCAUAAUCCUGCAAUUAAAUUUUACUCUUGAGUUUCCUGGCAGCCACAGUAAAAAGGGAAGCACAUCAGGUUUCAUAACUGUCGUCAUUCUGUCAUGGGAAGUAACCAUAUUUGCCCCAGGAGACAAACUCUUCUACUGCUAAUUUAGAGCAUGUGUCAUUUCUUCAAAGCCCACUAAGCUGGUUGCAGUGUGAACCUAAGAUGCAAGGAUGUUUCCCAGGUUACAAUUUUCAAAAUAAUAAUAAACUGCCACCAACUUGAAGGACCUUGGCCCCAGAGCAUGUGGCUAGUCUGUGCCUCAGUUCCUCCAGCUAUAAAGUGGGAGAAUGCCCUACCUCGCAUGGCUGUGCUGAGGACCAGAUACAAUACUGUGCCUGUGAAUCUACUUGGGAAAACAUAAGAUUCUACACCAAUGGGAAGUGGUCUGACCACACUCAUUCUCCCCAGGCCAGCACCCUAAGUGCCCUGGCCCUGGGGGUGACACACCCCUCACUAGUCUUGGUGAAUAGAAAGGGUAAUAAACUGGAUCAACCCCCUCACUUUUUCUUUAAUUGUAUGGCAACACAUACAUAACAUGAAACUUACUGUUUUAGCCAUUUUUAAGUGGCUUUAAAAACAUUCACAAUGUUGUACAACCAUUACCACUGUCCAUUUCCAGGACUUUUCAUCACCUCAAACUAAAACUCUAUACCCACUAAACAGUAAUUCCCCAUCCCUCUCCCCCAGCCCCUGUAACCUCUAUUCUACUUUCUGUCUCUAUGAAUUUGCCUAUUCUAAGCACUUCAUAUAAGUGGAAUCAUACAUACAGUGUUUGUCCUUCUGUGUCGAACCCCUUCACAUUUUUGGAUGAGGAAUCAGGCCCAGAGAAGGGAGAGAGGGGCUCACCCAAGGUCAGACAGCAGGUUAGAGGCAGAAUCAGGACCGGAACCCAGGUUUCCCGACUCCCAGCAGGUUCUGCAUCCCCAUGGAGAUGAGACCCCCAUCUACCAUUCCGUGGUCUUGGUUGAACCCCUUCCUCUCUCUGGGCUCAGUCUGUUUGCUUCCCACCACCCACCCAUCCUCUCUUUUAUCAUCUUCCUCCAAAGCUUCACCUCCUCCUGCUUCCUCUUCUCCGGCUGAUUCCCACCCGCAGACCGAGUGGCCCUGACCCACGCCUAGGUUUUCCUCAUCUGAGCCCUGGGCUUCUUUGUAGCACCCAUCCCUCAGCUCUCCCAGAAUGGCCUCCCCACCUCUGUUAGCCACCCAUGGAUUUCCCUGUAACCUCAGCAACCCCCUUCCCGCCCCCUCAACCUCACAUUUCCAUCUUCCCGUGUCUGUGGCCUCCCAAUUUCAACUGUCUGCUUUCAGAUCUGGUUGUAUGUCCAGGGUUCUGUUUUAUUUUGUGUUUUCUCACACCAAAGGGGGCACCUUUCUCCAACACCUCAGGCUGGGCUUGGCCCCAGUAACCCCCCUCAAGGCCAGAAAGAUCCCCCCUGAAUCCCACCCUUGAGCCCCAUUUUCUUCUGUCCACAGCCUCCCGACAAGACCCCAGCACUUUCUACCAGGAACUGAGGGGGACUUAGACCUCCAUUGUGGCCUCCUCUAUUCUGUCCAGACUUGCAUGGCCUUGUUUGGAAAGCAGACACAGCCUGGCUUGGGUUUUUCUCUCCCUGGCCAUCUGUCUGUCCGUCUGACAUCCCACCAUCCUCUCCACGUUCCCCUGAACCUCACCGCCUCUGGAACAGCGUGCCCUGGCAGAACCUGUAGCCCACCCUAGCACUCCUCCUUACCCCUCCCAACAGUGUUUGCAGUUCGCAAAGUCCACAGACAUAAGAACCAGAGGGGACUGGUGCCGUGACGCUGGGCCUGAGUCCCCUGCCCAGGGCUCCUCCCUACCCCUCCUGCACUCUUUUUGGACCCUACCUUGUCUAUCCCAUCAGCCCUAUUCCUCUUUCUUCCUGCCCUUCACCAGCCCCCUGGAUCCCAGGUUCUAAGGAAAGGAGCUUUGGUUUCCCCUAAGCAUCCUAAACGGCCGAAGUCGUCAGGGCCUGGCCACCUGGUCAGUCUCCAUUCGGAUACCACCCAAACUGCUCCCAUGAAAAGGAACCUCAGCCAGGAGUCUGGAGACCUGGCCCAGGUCUGGGCAGACGUCUUAACUUCUUUGUGUUUGGCUGGUUGCAUGAUUUUAUGAGCAUGAGCAUGGUCCUUAGGGUCCCAGAGCACCCCCCGUGUUUUGGGGUCCUGCCUCACCAUCCUCUCUCCACUAGGCCCUGGUAUCCUGGCUCCUCUCUCAGCUCUGCCACUUAACUCUGUGCCUUAGUUUACUUUUCCGCACAGGGGGUUCACCACAAGUCUAUUCCCAGCAGCUUCCCAGACAUUUUGGUGCCUCUAAGGCAGGGCCUUGCCAGCUGUGGCCCAGCUCCCUGGCACUGUCUUGGGGCACCAGGUCGCUGAGGGUGAGAUGCCUGGAGGUUCUCAAAGAAGCAGGAGCGUCACCUGGGAACUUGAUAGAAAUGCAAAGUAUUGACCCCAUUCACAACCUACAGAAUUAGAGCUUUGGUUGAGGAUGGGGGAGCAGCAAGCGAGGGUUUAACAGGCCCUCCAGGGGAUUCUGAUAUACACAGGAAUUUGCCACCUGCUCAUCUAGACCAGCAAAUAGUGUGGCCUGGUGACGGACUGAGACUGGUCCUGACCAGGAACAGGUGGGAAAUACCAACUUCAUCUGGACUUCUGAGAGAUUGGGAACCCUCCCUGCCCCUACCUAAAGCAAAACAGUUUCCUCUUCCUGGAAACUGGGGGGCUGGGAAAAGGCAUACUGUUUUCCUUUCCCUGCACCUGGCUUGGUUCCAGUUCUGCCCACCUCUCCUGCUUGUCUGGGUUUUACGAAAGGUUGUGUAGGGUUGUGCCAGCCAGGUGGGGGGUGGGGGUCCUGUGGGGGGCGGGCAGAAGACAAAAGACCCUGGCAAAAGACUGACUGUUUAUCCCUCGGGAACCUCACCAUAGGCUUAUGGCCUCUCUUCAAAUGGAAAGAAACUUAACUCCUCAAAGAAAGAAUACUAAACCCCCAGCCAGCUCCUCUUCCUCCUUCUCCCACCUCCAGGGAGACCUUGUAGACAGUGCCAAAAAACAGCUCCAACCCCCAGCAGCUGGGGAAGAGAGCCAGAAGCUGUCCCUCCUCCUCAUCCUGGCCCCCCUCCCCAACCCCUGCCAAUACUGUGAAGCCCCCUUCCUGACCAUCCUGGUUCCCUGGUGUGGACCCUGCAGUUGUGGGCUCUAGAGGAUCCCCCAGGGAAAGGCCUUUGGGAGGGAAGGGACCAAGGGCAUCCUUGGGCCAAACUGUCCACCUCUCCUGUCUGCUGUUUCUCCUCCCUACUCCUGUCUUCAAAAGGCUCCUUCCCAGGAUGGAUUGGGUGCUAGGACAACCGUGGUCCAAUCCGCCAGCUCUCCUUGUCCCUGUGUCUUAUUUCAGACAUGAGAAUAACUGUACAGUGUAAACUUACAAAGGGUUUUUAAUGGUUGUAGAUUGGAAAUAAAGUAUGUCA
This is a messenger RNA of Hippopotamus amphibius kiboko, 13202 nucleotides long. It is a transcript of the gene MTCL2, whose product is annotated as suppressor of glucose, autophagy associated 1. The record is from RefSeq and is a predicted model, not a curated record. The coding region runs from base 279 to 5261 and encodes 1660 amino acids. The transcript has 15 exons. Gene Ontology annotation, biological process: insulin receptor signaling pathway; regulation of autophagy. Lineage: Eukaryota; Metazoa; Chordata; Mammalia; Artiodactyla; Hippopotamidae.